Molecule: messenger RNA, 2805 nt
Organism: Cricetulus griseus (Chinese hamster)
Lineage: Eukaryota; Metazoa; Chordata; Mammalia; Rodentia; Cricetidae
Source: RefSeq, a predicted model, not a curated record
AUGGCGGCCGCGCCUUCCGAGCUGCUCCUGCUGCCUCCUCCUGCAACCCUCGGUUCCUAUCGCCUCCCGAGCCGCGGUCGUCCUUCCGCCCCAGGGACUGAUGGUCGUCGAGCCGGGGCCACCAUGAGAGGCGAGAAAAAUUACUACUGCCGUGGGGCUGCGGGGGAUCACGGUUCCUGCCCCUCAACGCCGUCGCCUCUGACCUCGACCCUCCUGCUGCCGGCGGACGUGUCAAGUAGCUGGUCGGGGCCUGGCAGUGGGCUGUCGGGAGGAGAUGAGGAGGAGACUCGGCUCCUUCAACUCCUGCGCGCCGCACCGGAUCCUUCCGAGGCGUUCCAGGCUCUGCAGGCUGCCUUGCCGCGGCGGGGGGGGCCCCCCGGGGUCUCCCGAGUGCUAGUGGAAGGCGGCGGCGAUGAGAAGAGACUCUGCUUGCAGCUCCUCUCGGACGUCCUUCGGGGCCAGGGGGAGGCGGGUCAGCUGGAAGAGGCCUUUAGUUUAGCGCUUUUGCCCCAACUAGUUGUCUCGUUACGAGAGGAUAAUCCAGCCCUACGGAAAGAUGCGCUGCAGAUCCUGCAUAUUUGUCUGAGGCGUAGUUCUGGCCAGGUCCUGAGAACGCUGAUCCAAGGCCUGGAAAGUCCAGAUGCCCGGCUUAGAGCUUCCACCGCGCUGUUGCUCCCUAUCUUGCUUACUCCUGAGGAUUUGUUGCAGGGCUUGGAUCUCACGGAGAUAAUAAUAUCUCUGGCCCGAAAACUUGGCGGCCAAGAGAUGGAACAAGAAUCCGAGACAGCAUUCUCGACACUUCAACAAAUUGGAGAACGACUUGGUCAAGAGAGGUUUCAAUCGUACAUCUCUCGUCUGCCCUCUGCUCUGAGGAGGCACUACAACCGCCGCCUGGAGUCCCAGUUUGGAAGUGAGGUUCCUUAUUAUUUGGAGCUAGAAACCUCUGGGUUUUCUGAAGAUCCUACCCCUUGUGUAGUGGCUCUUUCCAGUAGCAAUCUUAAAUUUGGGAUUAUUCCUCAGGAGCUGCAUGCAAGAUUGUUAGAUCAGGAAGACUAUAAGAACAGGACUCAGGCUGUUGAAGAACUAAAACAGUUGCUGGGAAAAUUUAACCCAAGUUCUACCCCUCAUUCUAGUCUUGUUGGUUUCAUUAGCUUGCUGUAUAAUUUGUUAGACGAUUCCAAUUUCAAAGUGGUCCAUGGCACACUUCAAGUUCUGCAUUUACUGGUCAUUCGCCUGGGAGAGCAGGUACAACAGUUUUUGGGACCAGUUAUAGCGGCUUCUGUGAAAGUGCUAGCAGACAACAAGUUGGUGAUCAAGCAGGAAUACAUGAAAAUCUUUCUAAAGCUAAUGAAAGAAGUAGGCCCUCAGCAGGUGCUUUGUUUGCUCCUGGAAAAUCUCAAACAUAAGCAUUCCAGAGUCAGAGAGGAAGUAGUGAACAUUUGCAUCUGUUCCCUCCUGACCUAUCCCAGUGAGGAUUUUGACUUAUCCAAACUGUCUUUUGAUCUUGCUCCAGCUCUUGUAGAUAGCAAACGCAGGGUACGCCAAGCAGCUCUAGAAGCCUUUGCUGUUUUGGCAUCAUCAAUGGGCUCAGGUAAAACCAAUGUCCUUUUUAAAGCUGUAGAUACUGUUGAAUUGCAAGAUAAUGGAGAUGGAGUGAUGAAUGCUGUGCAGGCCAGAUUGGCCAGAAAAACUCUACCACGGCUAACAGAGCAGGGAUUUGUGGAGUAUGCAAUACUCAUGCCAUCUUCUGCCCAGGGUAGGUCAAGCCAUUUGGCACAUGGAGCAGAUACAGACUGGCUUAUGUCUGGUAACAGAACUCAGAGUGCACACUGUUACUGUGGUGACCACACGAGGGACAGCAUGCAGCUGUAUGGAUCCUACAGUCCAACGAUCUGUACCCGAAGGGUAUUAAGUGCUGGAAAGGGGAAAAACAAAUUACCAUGGGAAAAUGAGCAGCCUGGAGUCACAGGAGAAAAUCAGACCUCCAAUUCCAAGGACACUAAAGAUACGGAGCAGUUUUCAGCUAAUGACCUCAUCCCAUCUCCAAAACUAAAGCCCUCUCAAGGAAUGCCAGUCAAUGAUGAUUUAUGUUUUAGCAAAAAAAGGUCAAGAAACUUAUUUCAGAGUAGUCGGGAUUUUAACUCAGAUUCAAUUCCUACGUGUGGUAAUGUAUAUACUAGCCUAAAUUUUGGCAGUAAGACACAGCAAACAUUUGGUAGUCAAACAGAACGAACUUCUUCAUACUCUGGUUCAAAUACAAGCCCAGGACCCUUUAUUCUUCCAUCCUAUGCUCUCUCAUCUCCUCGAACUAGUCCAAAGCACACAUCUCCUCUUUCUGUAUCUCCAAAGAAAUCUCAAGAUAAUUCCACUAGUUUCUCAAAUUCUUGGCCUCUUAAAAGCUUUGAAGGACUAUCAAAGCCAAGUCCACAGAAAAAACUUGUCAACCAGAAAUCAUCUGACCCUAUAGGAGAAAAUUCUCAAGAAAAAAUUACGCCAGUUCAACUUACACCUGCCUUGGUGAGAUCACCUUCUUCCCGAAGAGGCCUAAAUGGGACAAAGCCUGUCCCUCCCAUACCUAGGGGAAUAAGCCUUUUGCCUGAUAAAACUGACUUAAGCACAGUAGGACACAAAAAGAAACAACCUGAUGAUAUUUGGAACAGUGAAAAAGAUAGUCUUACAAUUGAUCUUUCAGAAUUGAAUUUCAGGGAUAGAGAUUUGGACCAAGAAGAGAUGCAAAGCUCUCUUAGGUCCCUUCGUAAUAGUGCAGCUAAGAAAAGAGCCAAGCUGAGUGGCGGCAGCAGCACC